Molecule: messenger RNA, 2460 nt
Organism: Suillus subalutaceus
Lineage: Eukaryota; Fungi; Basidiomycota; Agaricomycetes; Boletales; Suillaceae
Product: C-type lectin protein
Exons: 11
Coding region: 1-2460 (819 amino acids)
Source: RefSeq, a predicted model, not a curated record
AUGCGGCAUGCUCCCGAAAUCGUCGAUGUUCGACCCUAUGAUAAGUCCUCCUCAACUUCCACUACUAGUACCGAUGCUGCCAGUGACAUCCAGUCGCAGAUCAUCAGAGGAUUAAUGGCUUCCACGAACGAGAAGACCUUGCCCACCAUGAUUCUCUACGACGAACAUGGCUUGAGGCUAUACGACAAUAUCACUACUAAGGCACCAGAAUAUUAUCUGUUUGGUGCGGAGGAGCAAAUUCUCCAAGACCACGCAGGUCAAAUCGUGGAUGUCAUGCACCAGCAUACUGGAGGUGUUGUUUCGGGAGAGGUCGUACUUGAGCUCGGGGCUGGUUCAUUGCGCAAGACUUCCCACAUUCUACAUGCGCUUACCAAUCUCGUUCCUGUCGCCCCACCUGUCGUCCCUAUAACAUACUACGCGCUUGACCUUGAAGAACGUGAACUCAAGCGCACUUUGAUGAAGCUUCGCGAGUCUGAGGUUGGUUCUAUGCUUGUCGGCAAGGUUGAGGCGCAAGGCAUGCUUGGAACGUAUGAUGCUGGACUCAAAUUCAUUGAGGAAGGUGGCCUUCAAGAAUCUAGCAUUACGGACAGCGCGUUGCCACUCUCGUUGGGGUCUUACAGGCUCGACAGCACUCGCCGAGACUCCUCUCCAGCCUCGACAGGAUCUUCUUUUCCUGAUUCGUCAGACACUGAGAUAACAUCUCCGUCUACACCAGGCAAUAGCCAGACCCCCUUACAUAUGCUGUUCCUCGGCUCCUCGCUAGGUAACUUCAAGCGCGGAGAAGACGCCAAGUUUCUACGGGCGUUGCCAUUGGAGCCCGGCAAAGAUACCCUUCUUCUCGGCUUGGAUCAUGAUAAUGAUCGCAAAGAUAUUGAACUGGCGUACAAUGACCCUCGGGGUCUCACUCGAGAUUUCAUAUUGAAUGGGUUGAAGUCCGCUGGGAGGGCACUCGGAGACGAGUCCAUGUUCGCGGAAAAAAAAUGGGAAUACUAUUCGGAAAGUGACACAUACACGCUAUUCACCGAGGCCAAUCUGCGGCCCAUUCAGCGAUGGACAGACAAUACGGGACGUUAUUCACUCUGGCUGUUAGAACGUCCGCCAUUCGUGUUUCCGUUACUUGAGUCACCAUCGGUGGUGUCUGGCCACACCGCCAAGUUUGGUAUUCCCUCGAUAAAGGACUGGAGCAAUAUGUGGACUGUUUGGGACUUCGUCACACGGCGGAUGAUACCUCCUGCAAUGCUAUUUCAGAAGCCGAUUGAUUUGAGGCACAUCUGUCUGUUCUAUCUCGGUCACAUCCCAACCUUUCUUGAUAUCCAUCUAUCUCGUCUUCUUGACGAACCUCAUACCGAACCUCAGGAAUUUAAGAGGGGCAUUGACCCCAAUGUUGACGACCCGACCCAAUGCCAUCCUCAUUCAGUGGUCCCUACGAAAGAUGACGAUUGGCCCUCACUCCAUAGUAUUUUGGCCUUCCAAAUACGUGUCAGGGAGCGCCUUAGAAAGAUUUACAGCGAUAUUGCUGAAGGCAAGAUUUCCUUGACUAGGAAGGUGGCUCGCGUCCUGUUCAUGACGUUUGAGCAUGAAGGUUUUCAUGUUGAGACGCUCUUGUAUAUGCUAGUUCAACGCGCAGGGACGGGAACGAUUCCUCCACCCGAUUUUUCUCCUCCCCACUGGGAGUCUCUUGCAGCACAGUGGCAAGCAGCACCCAAACCUGAUGUAGCAACCGUUGAAAUAGGCCCUUCAACUGUUACGCUUGGUAUUAACGACAUCGAAGCAGAAGACGCCGAUCCUGCGAAACGCUGCGAUUUCGCUGACCAUAUCUUUGGGUGGGACAAUGAAAGCCCAAGUCGACAGGCCGAAGUCAAAGCGUUCCGUAUUGAGUGGCGGCCUGUGACGAAUGGGGACUUCUACGAGUUCUACAAGGGUGCCGGGCAAGGAAAAGUCGAGUUCCCCGCGAGUUGGGAGGAUCGCAACGGAGAAACCUGUGUGCGGACGCUAUAUGGUUCAGUUCCCAUAAAGAUCGCCUGGGACUGGCCAAUCCUUACUUGCUACAGGAAUCUUUCAGUGUAUGCGAGUGUUAAAGGCGGACGCAUCCCGACUGAACCGGAAUUGAGAAUCUUCCUUGACAAAUUCUCUUGUGGGUAUGAAGGAGGUGCCAACGUCGGAUUUAGGAACUGGCAUCCAGUCCCGGCUACUACCGGCGGAAGCAAGUACGGUGGGAAGGGACAUAAUGGAGGGGUGUGGGAGUGGACUUCCACUGUCUUUGACAAAUAUGAUGGUUUUGUAUCAUCGACGUUGUAUCCGGGGUAUUCCGCCGAUUUCUUCGAUGAAUCUCAUCAAGUGGUUAUUGGAGGAUCAUACGCGACCAUUCCUCGUAUUUCUGAAAGGAGGAGUGUACGCAACUGGUACCAAAGGAACUACCCCUACUGUUGGGCGAGCGCAAGAGUCGCUUACGAUGCGUAA